Molecule: messenger RNA, 1164 nt
Organism: Lizanozyma spartinae
Lineage: Eukaryota; Fungi; Ascomycota; Pichiomycetes; Serinales; Debaryomycetaceae
Gene: MCK1
Product: serine/threonine/tyrosine protein kinase
Exons: 1
Coding region: 1-1164 (387 amino acids)
Biological process (GO): signal transduction; protein phosphorylation
Cellular component (GO): cytoplasm
Molecular function (GO): protein serine/threonine/tyrosine kinase activity; protein serine/threonine kinase activity; ATP binding
Source: RefSeq, a predicted model, not a curated record
AUGGAGUCAUCAAGCACUGAACCUCCUAAAGCCAUCGAAUACUUGCACAAGCAAGUGUACGAGAACUCGUCAUCCAAAUGCGAAGCUAUGGUCAUCCGGGAAUAUAAAAAAAUAGGAUCCGGAGCCUUCGGAACAGUGGUGGAGGCUGUAUUGCAACCCGCUACAAACGAGAAUGAUAAUGUUGGUGAUACCUCAGAAGACGUUAAUACGGAUCAAUUGAAUAUUGAUGAAGAAAAAUGGUUAGGUCCAUUUGCUAUAAAAAGAGUUCCAGCCCAAACAGAUUAUAAAUCCCGUGAAUUGGAAAUCUUAAGAAUAGUAAAUCAUCCAAAUAUCAUUUCCCUCAAAUACUUUUUUGAAAGGAUACGGGUUAAAGAUAAUAAAAUGUACCAAAAUCUAGUAAUGGAAUGUCUUCCUUCGAAUUUACAGAAGGAAAUCAAAUAUUAUCGUAUUUCCAAAUAUACUAUUCCCUAUCCUCAUAUGAAGGCAUAUACAUUUCAAUUGACCAGAGCGAUGCUUUAUUUACAUGGAUUUGGAAUUGCUCAUCGUGAUAUUAAACCAACAAAUAUCUUGGUGGAUCCUUCAAAAGUAUGUCUUAAGAUUUGUGAUUUUGGUUCGGCAAAAAAAUUGGAACCAAAUCAAGCAUCAGUCAGUUAUAUUUGUUCGAGGUAUUAUCGAGCUCCAGAACUUACUGUGGGGUCAUCAGUAUAUACAACCAUGAUUGAUAUAUGGGGGCUUGGAUGUGUGAUAGCAGAAAUGUUUUUGGGGAAACCCAUAUUCCAAGGUCAAACACCUGAAUUACAACUACGAGAAAUCAGUAAACUAUUAGGACCCCCACCUAAUUCCUUUUUCUUUAAGGCAAACCCUAACUAUAGAGGGAACAUGUAUACUACCAAAUUAUUCACUGGUACAGUCGAAGAAAGAUUCCGACAAAUCUUUUCCAAUAGUCCUCCAGAUGCAAUUGAUUUGUUGAUGCAAAUAUUAGUGUAUGAUCCAGAACAACGUGCCAGCCCCAGAAGAGUAUUAUGUCAUCCCUUUUUCAAUGAAUUGAAACAGAAGGAUUUCAAGGUGUAUCCUCGUGGAUCUCAAGAGCCUAUUACUUUGGAUCUACUCAAGUUCACCCCGUUCGAAUGGGAGCUUUUAGGUCCUUAUCAAGACCUUGUAUGA